Molecule: messenger RNA, 5689 nt
Organism: Paramuricea clavata
Lineage: Eukaryota; Metazoa; Cnidaria; Anthozoa; Malacalcyonacea; Plexauridae
Source: the annotation of a GenBank genome assembly
AUGGAUAGCAGUGCAGGACAAAGGUGAGGAAAAAAGUCUCUUUGACGAAUUCAUUUGCAUUUUAUAUGCGUUCGUGAUGCGCCAUGUUGUUGCUUCACCUCCCUCUGUGUUGUCUUUCUAGCUCGAUAGAUUAUUGCCGUAAAAGUCAAACAUGUGAUACAAAUAAAGGACAUCCAGGAAAGUGCAACAAACCGAGACCACUACCCGAUAGUUUUUGGGAAAAAUCUCCGUUCUUUAGGCUUAGAGAUGGCCAAGGAGACCUGUCACGCAAGUCACGCGAGGUUCAUACCAAAGAAAGGCAACUCGAAGUUUCUCAAUCAAAUCUGGUUAGACAACGUGAAGAGUUGGAUUUAUACGAAACGUCCAUGCAUGAGAGGGUUAAUAUUGCCAGUAAGUAUUAUAAAAUGUUGGUACCUGACUUUUUAUGCCGAUAAUUUGAAGGUGAUUGCUGAGUAGAUGUCCCCCCCCCAAUAUGGGGUAAAUUUCCCGCCAUAUGACGUCAGCAUUUUUCCCGCCAUAGGACGUCAGCGUUUUUAGGAAUAAGGGUGACGUCAUUUUUGGAACAUUGUCGAGUAACAUUUGUCGCGUGACCUUUUGGAAUUUUGAGAUGGCGUCAGCAAGUAUUUGUCGCAUAAACAUUUGUCGCAUAACGUUAUUGUAAAAAAAUAUCAUCCUUGUAUUAAGGCGCUACUGAUACCAGUUCGAACCGGAUUUAAUAUACUGUAUAAAUUGAGGUCUUCGAGUGUACAAGAGCGUAGUGUUUACACAGCUUUCACAGAGGAAAAAAUAUUUAUUUUAAAAUGGAAGGUUUAUAUGAUAGGCAUGAUCUGUUUGCAGCAAUGUCUAUUUGAUUUUUGGGGGAAUUUGAGAGGAAAUUUUUCAUUUCUUAAGAGCAAACUAUGGCUUCUUACCAGUGUGAUCGAUGUCUGAAACAGUUUUCGUCUUAUUAUAAUGUCAGGCGACAUAAGGCGGACCAUUGUGCAUAUGCAAAGAUUGACGAUAAUGCCUCGAUGGAUGGAGGAGGAAGUAGCUACUCAGAUGAACAAAGCGUGGACUCUUUUCCAGACGAAGAAAGUGUUACGGAAACUGAGGAAGAUGAAAACAGUGAGAAUUCCGGAGAUGCUGGUGAAAUAAAGGAAGAGAUUGAUCCUUGGGCAACCAUGAUUGAUGAUGCAAAGGCGACCGUUCGACCAGAGUAUGAUGAAUUUAUGAAAAUGUUGCAAAUGGAUGGGCAAGAAGAAAGUGCAGCUAAGCAGAAAGCCUUUGAAAACGUUCUCCCUGAACUUCAGAAAGAAUUCGCUGACGUUUACGUGGAUAAUUUACGAUGGAUGAGUGCACUUAAAAAUGAUCCUGUGCAUAGAAAGAUUAUGGAAAUGAAGGAGACAUUAGCGAACAAAGACUCGUUUGAUCCUGAUGAAGCUUUAUCUGCAGCGGUUGACAAAAGAAAGUUUCUGUUGAAACAGCUUUUAGAAGAUCAAGGACGUUUUUCAGAUAGUGAUGAAUCGAUGUAAUGUUCAUGUGAAAUAAAUAUUUAUUAAAACUGUAUUGUGCCUUGUUUCAUUGCAACAAUAAGUCCUUGUAGAAAAAUGGACAUUAGAGUUUAGCCGUACCUUCUACUGGGCCAUCGGGCCUAAUCGGGCCAAAAAGUGCCAUUUCGGGCCUUAAUGCGAAGAAUGCGAAGCAAAAUGCGAAGAAUGCGAACCAAAAUGCAAAUAAUGCGAAGCAAAAUGUGAAAAAUGCGAAGCAAAAUGCGAAAAAUGCGAAGACGCAUGAGCAAAAUGCGAACUCAAUGCGAAGACGCAUGAGCAAAAUGCGAAGACGCAUACGUACCCCGAGGGAAGCCUUGGGGAACACCUAUAAAUUUAUGCAAGCAAAACAGUAUCGUAGCAACAUUAUUUCGCUCUAAAAUCAUUUGCACAGUUCACAUGCGUAUAGGCUCAUUCGUAAUGUCCCACAAUCAUUGCAUCAAUCGUCUAUCACGUACAUAGAUACAAAUCUCUUGCUGUGUAUAUAAACUGUUGAUUAUGAUAUUGACGAGUAAUAGGUCUUUUAGCUCAAUAAAUUUUUACUACGUUUUUGGUGUUAUGCUACCUGCUUUUGGUGUUAUGCUACCUGCUCUUUAAUGAAAGGUUGGAAUGCCAAACGUUUUCUCGGCUGAAAACUAGACACAUAUAAACACAUUUUUAUAGCAAAGUAAGGAAAUAAGACAUUUAUAUUGUUCUGAAAAACAAUUUAAAACUUUAAACUACACGUAAAAGUGCCCUUAUGCACAAUGUUCUCUGCUCCAAUACAUCAGGUAGCUCAAAAUAGCCUGGAAGCCUGAAAAAUUUCCUCUCAAAUUCCCCCAAAAAUCAAAUAGACAUUGCUGCAAACAGAUCAUGCCUAUCAUAUAAACCUUCCAUUUUAAAAUAAAUAUUUUUUCCUCUGCGAAAGCUGUGUAAACACUACGCUCUUGUACACUCGAAGACCUCAAUUUAUACAGUAUAUUAAAUCCGGUUCGAACUGGUAUCAGUAGCGCUUAAUACAAGGAUCAUAUUUUUUUACCAUAACAUUAUGCGACAAAUGUUUAUGCGACAAAUACUUGCUGACGCCAUCUCAAAAUUCCAAAAGGUCACGCGACAAAUGUUACGCGACAAUGUUCCAAAAAUGACGUCACCCUUAUCCCUAAAAACGCUGACGUCCUAUGGCGGGAAAAAUGCUGACGUCAUAUGGCGGGAAAUUUACCCCAUAUGGGGGCGGCACAUCUACUUUGCUGGCUGUUUUGUAUUGUACAUAAUACAAACUCGGGUGAAUUGAGCUUAGUAUUACAAACCAGCUUAAGUUACCAAAUAGUAUAAGCUGUUAUUGUAAGUUAUGUAAUAUCAAAAUACUAAAGCCACAAAUUGUAGAUUUUUGGAUUGAAGGCAUUCUGAUUGUAUAAACUAGUAACCAACCCUUACCCUUUCAGGCAGAAUUGAUAUCGGUUUACCCUUAAUGAUCAUGAUAACAUGAAACUGUUAGGAGUUCCAACCGAUACGCAGAACAUACUUGACAUCAUCUUUAAUUAGUUUUAAAUUUUUUAUGUAGGUCAUGAUUUAAAUGCAUCUGUUGCGAGAAAGGAAAAUGUUGAUAGAGAGAUCACUGAAGUUGAAGAACAUCUGCAGAAUAUUUCCCAGGAGUAUGAAAAAUUAAAAACCUUGCUGGAUCAGAAGAUUCGUUCCCGAAGACAGAAUACCAAAACAACCAUUGAUACCAUCAGUGUUUGUCUUUCCAGUGUCCGGUUCAGGCGGAGACAAGAGGCAAAGAAUGUACUUGAGUAUAUUCAUGGUGGAGAAGAUGCGGCAGUGCUUGGAGCUUGGGAUUUUGUAGCAGCCCAUGCAAAGAAAGAACUGAUGAACACAUUGAUUAGUAAGUACAGAAGGGGAAAAUACUUGCAAGGGGUAGUCAGCAAAGCCAUGAAAGAGUAUAACCAGUCCAAAGAUUCCCUCACUCAGGCACUUGCUUUCAAGUAUCAGAAUUUUUUGUCCCGACGAAAAUUUAAUUUGAUGUGCAAAACACAGUCUUCAGUUUUUGAUCCUGAUGCUGAGGUCUGGUUACCGCGGAAUAUGAAGUGCUUGGGAGUCAAUGUAGAACUGUCACUUAGUAAAGUUUCAGAUGAUAAAGUUGAUAAUUUUGUAAAAUCAUUAGAUAUAGGAAGUGUUAACCAAAUUCCAAAUGUACCGGGGGUCACUAGGACCAUCACAGGCCUUGUUUUUAUGAUUAUUGAUUUGCAUUUACGAUUGCCACAUUUUUUUUGGCAGCUUAUUUGGUUCAAUGAAAAUACUAACCAUUUCAUUUUCCAGUUUUCUGAUGAUGGGGCCCCUGAAACCAGUCAGCUUACAAUGUCGAUUGGUAGUAUAACAUUGUGGAAUUUUGGGGAAAGGGUUAGAAGUAGGGAAUUUCAGUAUCUACUUCACUGUGUCAGCCUAGGUGAAAAGCAUGAAAUUUUUGAACUUCUUUGGAGGCAACAUACUGAUGAAAUGCAGCUACUAGAAUCCAGUGUUUUUACCAUCUGUGGAAAAGAGUGCACAGUUUAAUUUCAGCCAAGUGCUGAUAUGAGCUGGCAGAGUUGGGCCUGCAAUGAAUUGAAUCAGGCUGCAACAUAUCCUUCUCCCUAUGCAAAUGUGAAUAAGAAUGACAUGUGUACUCUGGGUGGUACAAUUGGUCUUGAUGCCAAUGAUACUUGGACACCUUACACAAAUGUUCUGCGCACUGAACAUGUAAAAAAGGUUAAUACUUAUAUUGCUUCUCUGUCCACUACCCUUAAUAAGAAUACCCGUCAUGACAAAAUGCUUGCUUUCGUGGCUGAAAAUGGGAUGCGCCAACUUGGUGCACCCAGGAUUGGGAUUUUUGCUGAAAGAGUUCGACCAGACCCCCUACAUUGUGAAAUUAAUGCCUGGCAGCAUCUUUUAGAUUUGAUUUACAGUGAGUCUGUACAGCGUAACGUCUUCCAUACAUUUAUUCGUAUAUUAUCAGCCCCUGUCGGUCUUGAGGUACAUUUGGGGCAGAAUGAAAAACAAAGUGAUGAAAUAAAUUAUGGCACCACUGCUCUUGCUUGCUCUCAAGAACCUUCAGCUGUAGAUGACACAUUGUCCAAUAUUGUUCUACCAGCGCGUAUGAACAUUUUAGAGGAACAAGCUAGAACCAGCCUAUCCACAGCACUUUCUUCUCUAACUACAGCAGAUUCUUCUGCUACUGAAGUAUAUGGAUGUGGCCUGGCAUAUUUAGCAUCCAAAAUUAAGGAGCAUUAUAGCAUUGAAGCUAAAAAAUUAAACAAGUUGCCAACUCGAUUAAUUGGUAGUCAAGCAGUGAGUCUUGCUAGGCAUGGCUAUCGACUUGUCGAUGCCUUAGAGACUGAUGAAGAAAGCCCUUUAGAGAACAUUAGACAUUUGGCUCUUUCAAAAGCAUGCAGUUCAAUAUUUGAGAAACGCUAGUGGAUUAUUUAAUAAAAUUAAUUUAAGUUCACUUGGAGAAGUGGAUCAGUUGACUGAAUUCUGCCAACUAUACUUCAAUAUUCUUGUUCUUUUUUUUCCUUCAAGUAUUAAUAUUACUGUUUGGACAGUGGGGUAUGCCAUACCUUACCAUACCAAAAAGUUGUAUGAAGAAUACAAAGUUGGUUAUGGUAUUUUAUCACUUCAGGCCAAGGAGUCAAAACAUGCUGGCAUUAAAGGUGAUCUUUGUUUAACCAACCGGUCAAACAAAAGCACCACAGGUGGAAAGUGGUGGCAAGUUAUGCGCUCAAGCUACAUUAGGUCUUUCUAUCUUCCAGAACACCAACUGGCUCCCCCAUCGUAUAUUUCGCAUUUUAAGUCACACACACCUCCACACUCCAGCAUCAUUGCUUAUUGUGUUUGUGGAAGAACUAAAGAUAUUGUGGACGAGCAUUGUCCGGUUUGCCAAGCUGCUAAAUACACCAUCAUUCAAUGUGCUAAGGAGAAGAGGUUAUCUGAUGAAGUUCUUUCCAUCUUUAAGCCAAUCGUUUGUAACAAAUGCAAUCAACGUUUUUCUGAUGUAACUAGUUUGAAAGUACACACUGAUCUGAUUCACCGUCCCCAGACUCUUGCUUCUGGGAGUGAAAUAGAUCCUUCCUUGCUUACAGAGACUCGGCUGAAAAGUAUGAGUGUAGCACAGCUCAAGGCAACUCUAAAAGAGAAAGGCCUGUCCACGUCUG